AUGGAUAGACGGGCCACCGAGCGAAAUCGAGAGGACGAACGAGAUAGGCCAAAGAGAACGCGACGCCCCGUGAUCAUGGGGGCAACCCUUUUGCAUCAUUCAAUCCUCGAGGUCCGGCUGCCAAAACACUUUGACAAGCCAACGGACAUGAGGUAUGAUGGAACUGAGGACCCACAGGAGCAUCUAACGGCCUUUGAGGCCAAGAUGAACCUGGAAAGGGUAGGCGAUGAGGUGAGGUGCCGCGCCUUCCCGGUCACCUUGGCGGGACCCGCAAUUCGGUGGUUUAACGGUCUCCCGGAAGGUUCUAUAGUCAAAUUUUCAAACAUCAGCCGUGCUUUCUUGACCCAGUUUACUACCCGAAUCGCAAAGACAGAACACCCGAUCAAUCUACUCGGGGUGACACAGAGAUCCGGCGAACUGACCAGAAAAUACUUGGACAUGUUCAACGAUGAGUGUUUGGAAAUUUACGACCUGACCGACUUGGUGGCCAGUUUAUGUUUGACGAAUGGACUUCUGAAUGAGGAUUUCAGGAAGCAUCUUACCACCAGGCCCGUGUGGAUGAUGCAAGAAAUCCAAAGCAUGGCUAGAGAAUAUAUCAAUGAUGAAAAAGUCAGUCAAGUGGUGGCGGCCAACAAGCGGCAGCCCACCUUCAACCAACCCCGGCAGCACGGUAGUGGGGAAAGACUGAUGGAGCACGGCAAAGACGGAGGGCCAGCCAAGACCUUCAAGCCAUUUCCCCGAGUCGUGAAGUUUACCAACUAUACCCCCUUCACAGUCUCCAUCAUAAAAAUUUUUCAGCAGAUAGCCAAGAAAGAAAUUCUGUCGAAGCCCCGACCUCUAAAGGACAGAACCGGAGGGAACAAAAACCUCUAUUGUGAUUACCACAAGGGCUAUGGACACAAAACCCAAGAUUUUUUUGACCUAAAGGACGCGCUAGAGCAAGCGAUCUGGGACAGAAAGCUAGCCGAAUUCUCCCACCUCAUUAGGGAGCCAAGGAGACGAGAUCGCGACCGUGACAGAGAUGAUAAGAACCGCUGA
Arachis stenosperma is the source of this 1038-nucleotide messenger RNA. RefSeq lists its product as uncharacterized. The transcript has a single exon. Lineage: Eukaryota; Viridiplantae; Streptophyta; Magnoliopsida; Fabales; Fabaceae. Bases 1 to 1038 code for a protein of 345 amino acids. The record is from RefSeq and is a predicted model, not a curated record.